Poecilia latipinna (sailfin molly) is the source of this 3982-nucleotide messenger RNA. It is a transcript of the gene cerk, whose product is annotated as ceramide kinase. Gene Ontology annotation, molecular function: ceramide kinase activity. The record is from RefSeq and is a predicted model, not a curated record. Gene Ontology annotation, biological process: ceramide metabolic process; phosphorylation. The transcript has 13 exons. Bases 129 to 1769 code for a protein of 546 amino acids. Lineage: Eukaryota; Metazoa; Chordata; Actinopteri; Cyprinodontiformes; Poeciliidae.
AUAAUAGGCUACUUCGCAACCCGGAGUCGCCAAAAAACACAGACGCUGGACGCUCUUCGUUACGCAGGUCGUAACAAAGUUGGAAUGAUUGUGUUUUUUAUUUUGUUACUGCGACAACUAAAGACACCAUGGAGAACCAAGACAAAAUAAUUUGCUCGGAGCUUUUUCAGAAGCAGAGAAAGGUAGAAGUUGUUCUCUAUCCGGCUGUUCUUGCAUGGAAGGAAAUUGAGAAAAGCAGUAAGCGGAGCUCUGGGACUUCUGAAUCAGAACACGGCCAGACUGUUAAAGUGUGUGAAAUUGUGGCAGUUCACAAGACAGAAGACGAAGCUGACGCACAAGCCAGGAGCCAGCCGAAGAGGAUAAACCAGCCCUCUCAGCAGUAUCCCCAUGCAUUCACAGUUUCAUACGUGAGGAGGACCCGGCAACACCUGUGGCGUUGCGCCGACGUCACCUUCCACUGCGCCGACCAGCAGAUCUGCGAGCAGUGGGUCCAAGUCAUCAACGAGCAGCUGUCAUUACUUACCAACCGACCCAAGAACCUGCUGGUGUACAUCAAUCCGUACGGAGGGAAGCGGCGCGGGGAGCGCAUUUACGAGCAGAAGGUGGCUCCGGUGUUCCGGCAGGCCGGCAUCUUUACAGACGUGAUUGUUACAGAGCGCGCUAAUCAUGCCAGGGACCACUUGAAAAUGGAGGCCAAUCUAGACGAUUAUGAUGGGGUGGUGUGUGUGGGCGGAGACGGGAUGUUUAGCGAGAUCCUGCACGGCCUGGUGACCAGGAUCCAGACGGACCACGGCGUGGACCAGAACCAACCGGAUGCUGAGCUGGUGCCGUGCUCUCUGCGUAUUGGGAUUAUUCCUGCAGGGUCGACUGACUGCAUCUGCUUUGCUACUCAGGGAACAAACGACCCAGUUACAUCUGCCUUGCACAUCGUUGUUGGCGAUUCACAGCCAAUGGAUGUAUGUUCAGUUCACCAUAACGGCGUCUUCCUCAAAUAUUCGGUCUCUUUGCUUGGGUAUGGUUUCUACGGCGAUGUUUUGACGGACAGUGAGAGGAAUAGGUGGCUUGGUCCUGCAAGAUACGACCUGUCAGGGUUUAAAACCUUUUUGUCCCACAACUACUACGGUGGGACGGUUUCUUUCCUGCCAGCAGACGACAACGUGGGGCAUCCGAGAGACAAGCUGCAGUGUCGAUCCGGGUGCCGCAUCUGUCAGCACAAGCACUCAUCAAAAGACGAGCACGACGAGGCGUCGGAGGAGAAGGAAAAGCCGGCUGAAGAUAGCGACAGAGGCUGGAACGUGAUCCACGGCAAGUUCAUUGCCAUCAACUCAGCCAGCAUGAGCUGCGCGUGUCCUCGGAGUCCGAAAGGCCUGUCGCCCUCCGCCCACCUCGCCGACGGCACCACCGACCUGAUCCUGGUCAGGAAGUGUUCCCGUCUGGACUUCUUCAGACAUCUUCUUCGACACACCAACAACGACGACCAGUUUGACCACUGGUUCGUGGAGGUCCACAGGGUGAGAAAGUUUCGCUUCGAGCCAUGGCACCCGGACUUGGCUCCUCUGGAAGACGCGAGCGAACAUCCAGAGAGUCCAGACCUCAGUCCCAUCUCUUCUCUCCAAGAAACCUACGACGACCGCACCGCCGAGAGCAGCUGGAACUGCGACGGGGAAAUCCUGCAUCACACCGCCAUCCAAGUCAGUGUCCAGUGCCAGCUGAUCAGGCUGUUUGCUCGGGGAAUCGAGGAGCAGCAAGACGCAGAGGUGGCCGUGUGACGACAUUUGACCGGCGUUAUGUCCUGAAGACACAAAGACUGAAAAGGAACAGGGGGGAAAAAAACAAAGACUUGAAAGUGUUGAUUUCCUGGAAAAGCACAUACAACAUCCACUUUUCAUUUGCACAAGCUGCCUUUCGAUGAUGAUUAUAGUGUUUGCUUUAAUGGGUUUGCGCAGUAUUGGGUAGAAAAUGACGAGACAUGUUGAAUUCAAAUGGAUCGCGUUGCAUCGCCGGUUAGUGGGGAACCUCAAAAAUCAGGACUAGUCAUUACUUUUUGGAGUAAGCUGGGUGAAAUAUGGUUUCCUGCACCCUAUUAGUGCUGCUUUCACAUCCAAAAAAAGAAAAAAGACAAAGCUAAAGCUCAGAGCAUCCCAAACAGACUGGGAGUUCUUCCAGCAGGAUGAAACUGAGCCGGACUCCAAGUAGAACAUGAAAAAUAAAAAUCAUCCUGCAACAACGUAGAGACACAGUCAGGGUGGAACAGAAGAUGUGUGUGUGAAUUCAAAAACACUCAUUCAAGCAAUCAUAUCUUUCUUAUUUAAGAAAAAAAAUAAGUUUUUUCUUUUUUUUUUCUUUUUCAUGUGAAAGCCUGUAUGAGCCACAGGCACUAAUAAAAAGAAUUGAAUCCCGUGACUUAAACCCUAACAGGACCCUGGUGGCUGCUGGGCGAUAAGGAAAAGUGCUUCCUGAAUGACUUGGAGUGUCUCGGCGCCGCUGCGCCGCACCUGUGGCUCCUCUCCUUUCCGGCUCAAAGAGCCGCUCGCGGUUUAAUCAUCACCUGGGAGCCGGUGGAUUUCUGCGUCGCUAAUGUCAUUACAGACAAUCUACCCCUCUGCUCCCGAAUUAGCCUCUCUUUGCUCUUCCAGAGUCGCGGGUCAAGCGGGUCUUGAACCAGCGGCGGCAGAGUCAGCAGAAAAUAAACGCACCAGCUUUUACUUUGGCCCGCUCUUAUAGCGAUGAAACUUUAUGUUGGGCCUACACACAAGUGUUUGAAAAUGUGAAAUGUGUUUUGCAACAUCCCUGCAGGGCUGUGCUGUUAUUGAUGAGUGGAAAAGUGCAGAUGUCAUGAGUUAGCUCUUUCCCAAUUAAACCCACAACAGCCUUUUUUUUUUUUCCAUCAGAUGCUUUCUCUCUGAAGCCAAGAGCCAUCCAGCACCAGAAGACGCACGCAAACACACAGAUAUGCCGUUUUAUUUAUUUUUAUAUAUAAAUCUUAUAUUUUCUUAUUUACACACACACUUUUCCUCUCAAAUCUGUUUCCUUUGAAUCCUCUGGACCUCUUUCUAUCGAUUCAGGAUGUCUGUCGUUGACCUUCAGCUCGCCGGAUGAUGUUCCAUCACAGCAUAAAUUGGACGGAGAAGACGAGCUAAAAUAAAUGGAGCCGUUGUUUUAUUAAGCAAAACAGAAAUCAGACAUUUCAGUUCUGUGAAAUCUGAAAUAGGGUUUUCUUUGCCGUCAAGACUGUGUGUGCCUGCAUUCUUCUUUUUAAAGAUGAAUAGGUUUUAUGCAGCAGAAGUUGCGUCCAAAAAGCUGCAAACAAAAAGGUUUGUGGUGAAGUGAACCAGCAGCAAUCACGUCUCCUGAAAAUAUGUAUUUUUGUAUCUGGGUUCCUGCGUUUUUCCAUAUUGCCAUCAUGUGCUGGAUAGAAUUGGAUGGGAACGUUUUUUAUAUGAAAUGGAGAUCAUUCUGUUGGCCUUGUAGACUACAUGGUUUCUAGGAUUUGUUCUCAGUAAAAAAUAAAUCCUCUAGAGGAAAUAAAUCAACGUAUGGAGAAAUAUUUCACUUCUUACCACUUGUGCAUACCAAAGACUUUGUGUUCGAGAUAACAGCAGUCCAACAUCACUGAUCACAUUAAUUGUUGUUUUUGGCAGAAAUGUGAAAACAUCUAGCUGAAAAGACAGAAAGAAGAAAGAAGAAAACUGAACUUGCUUACAAAAAAGACAAACAUACUGAGGGACCAUUAAGCACAUUGCCAGGUGUGGGUGUUUGCUCAAUAUUUCAUCUUAAAUCAUGUACCAAAAUCAAAUAGUACAAUGUUUAAGAAGAUUGGUAUUCGCUAGCAACAGUCUGGAGAUAUAGCUUAAAAUAGCGAGAAUUUAAAAGUCCUCACUCCAUCUAUAAAAAAAAUAAAACACUCCAAAUUGCAAAUGAGGUGAAUAUGGAAACUGAUUUCAUUUGAUUCAAAUCCUGAAUAAAGUGCUUAUGAAUUGGG